AUGGCACCACGAGUCAUCAUGGACGACGAGUCCGACGAGUACGAGGACGAAAGCCCAUCAGCAAGAGGCAUGACGACAUUGCCAGCGCGCGCAGCAGCUCGCAAGUCGGCUGCGGCUUUCAAGGCGGUCGCUCAGGCCGAGGACGAGGAGGAAGAAGAAGAGGAAGAAGAGGACGAGGAAGUAGAGGACGAGGAUGAAGAGGAGGAUGAAGAAGAAGAAGGUGAGCAGGAAGAGGAAGAGAGCGAGGAGGAGCUCGAAGAGGAAGAUGAUGGCAGCGCACCUACUCGGGCGUCUACACCACGCACUAUCAAUCAAGCAGCAGUCACGCCCUCCUUGUCCUCUGUGGUCUCAAGCCCUCACACCGGCUCGGCCAUCAAGCUGAAAGUCAAGAUGAGCGCCAGCGGAAGCUCCUCGCCGACCGUCGAGCGCUUCACGCCGCAUUCUCCUGCCACCAAGCCUCGUUUGCCCGUUGUAUCUGCCUUGGCAACAGGAAGCAAACGCAAGGCGUCAUCCUACUCAAAAACCACGAAAGUAGCUAGCAAACGUCGCAAGUCACAAUUAGGCGGAUACGACGAUGAGGAUGAAGAUUUGGGUCUGGACGAUGAAGAGGAGGACGGGGGUGCCAAUUCCGACUUCUCGGAGGACAGUGCGAUGACAAACUCGCGUAUGACUGCACGACAACGGGCUAAAGAGCUUGGCGAUGAAGGCGAGACUCUGCUGGAGCUACCGACAAAGAAACCGCCGAAAGCCAAGAAGCAAUUCACUGAGCAAGAAAUGCAGCUUAGAAAGUCAGAGAACGCACGCAAGCGGAAGAAUUUAUCGGAUCGUAAGCUAGAAGAAGAGAAAACAGAGACGAUCAACAGGCUGCUGAAGAAGCAGGCGGGGAAGAGCCGCGGCGUCCCUCGUGCGACGGGCGCAUCUACACCCGAACCAAAGGAACCGACACCACUUCCGGUCGCUGUGCCUGUGCUGCGACGCUACGUCUCGUCGAUUCGCUCAGGAGAAUAUUUGGCAACCUACUCUCUGCCCAUCAGUCAGAUCAGCUGA
Molecule: messenger RNA, 1047 nt
Organism: Mixia osmundae IAM 14324
Lineage: Eukaryota; Fungi; Basidiomycota; Mixiomycetes; Mixiales; Mixiaceae
Exons: 3
Coding region: 1-1047 (348 amino acids)
Biological process (GO): chromatin remodeling
Cellular component (GO): Ino80 complex
Source: RefSeq, a predicted model, not a curated record